UUGUGUCAAAUUGUAGAAAAAAAAUUGACAUUGGAAAAUUUUUAAAAUAAAAAAAAAAAAAGUUUGAAUUUAUUGUCAAAAAAAAUUUCAUUAUCAAAAAUGUAUGUUUGACAUUUGAAUAAUAGUUGUCAAAAAAUAAAUAUGAUUGACAUAAUGGUUGUCAAAGAAAAAAUAAAAAUCUUGGAUGUGUUAAUUUAAUUUUGUAAAACUGAAAAAAUUCAAUUGUCAAAAAAAUUCCAAUUAUCAAGUGUUGUAAAUACGAUUUUGUCACGACCAAUGACUGUCAAAAAUUAUGACACUUAGGUAUUCAACAAUUUCCAAAUGUCAAGUCCGUCCCUGUUUCAUUACACAUACAAAAGAUAAGGCCUAUUUUUCAAACAUUUAUUCAAAUAUUAGAGGGUAAAAGGUAAAGGAAUCAUUAAAAAGUCAGUCACGUUUGUAUAGUCGCGUGUGUUACACCUGUUCUAGGUAAAUAACAAGUGCUUAUUGUCAAGACAGGUGAACGGACUUUUAUGUGCGUGUGAACUUCUAUUUUUAUAAACAAGGGUUGAAAAAUCUUUUAGAUUAUACAUCUAUCUAUAGGGUGUUUUUGGACAGAUGUCGGUGCAAUUUUUUUUUGAUCCUCUGUGUAUAUUAUACAGUAAUACCAACCUAAUAAAAUGUUGAGACGAAAAUCCUGUGAAGCGAAAAUCAAAUUCGGAAGGAAAAUGGAAAUGGGAAAUUAUUGCCCCAAGGGCUUGGAAUCGGAUUUAAAAAAUAAUUCGUUAGGGCGUCUGGAGAUUUCCCCUAAUGAAACUCGACGAGUUUCCAAAUCUAGAAUACCUGUACUUAUCAUCAAAGGACGGAAGUAUAAAAAUAAACAGAUUGUUGCUGAUCCCAAAGAAAUCGUUGACAAAAACAAAGAAAGCGAACAGAAAUCGAGUGAUGAAUCGGUGAAAGUCGAUAUCGAUAAAAGUGAAAACCCGUCAAACGACGAUAAUUCGCAUCUGUGCAAUAAUAAUUACUGUUUGCCGGAGGCUGUUGAUGCCGAUGUUGAAGAUUCGUCGUCCCACGUUGCCGACGGCGAACCGUGCGCCUCUCCAUCGAUCGACGUCGCGGGAACGACGCCGCGGCAGGAGCCAGCAGGAGUCAGUUGUGAGCCCGCUACCGACGGGCGUCUUGUCCCGCAGGAUAAUCCACCAGCUGCUGCUGCUGCUGACAAUUCAGCACCGACCGAUAACGGGUUGAGUUGGGGUUUCAAAGAUGGUCGUUUAGUGUUUAUCGAACCACCUGUGACAUCAUCAAAAAUUGUUGAGGAUAAUCACCAAUACAAUUUGACAACUUAUAGUGAUUGUGGUGUCAAUUCCAAGUUGGUUGAUUAUAGUGAUUUUCAAAACGGGACUAAAGAAGAUUUGAUUCCGGGCGAUUGUGACGAUUUUUGCGAGUUUAACGUGAACGAUUUUGAAGUUUACGACGAGUUUAGUGAUAGUGAGUCUUCAUGCGAGUGUGAAGAUGAUAAUGACGAUCAGCAUUUUAUUGUUAUAAGACGUCUGCGCGGUGACGGUAAAUCGUCGACGAUGGUCAACAACGACUCAGACCACCAGCGCAGCGGUAAACUUCACAACCCUGACCGCGACAACCUCAAGUCGCUGCUGAAAAAACCGAACCGCAACAAAAAAACCGCCAAUCGCCGCGUCAUUUUUAACGAGAACAAAAACGAAUUCUUCGAUGCCGACUAUAUCAUCCUUAUACGGGAAGAUUGCGAGUUGGACGAGGAUGACGAUGAAGGAGUGUGCACGUGCCAGCAGCACGAAAUGGUACGACUCGCGUGCUGCGAGCCGAAUUGUAACUGUCGGUACGACGAGCCGACGCCGCAAAGUCCCAAGUUUGCGCCGCCCAUGGAAUUUGUUGACGCUGUCACUUUGAGCCCGCCCGAAGGGUACAAAGAUAUGGAGUUGAUGGCUAGAAGUGGUGGGGGUGGUGCGAGGGUGGCGCCCCCCGUGUGCAAAGAGUGUAGCGUUACGCACGAUGAAACCAUGGAAGAUGAUGGUGAAGUGUCGCAAUCUGACAGCGAAAUGGAGCGGCAACAGGAAAAAGAAAAGACUGAUCAGAGCCAACAGACUACGCCUACUACGCCUCCUUGUUCCGAAAAUCAAAACUACAACAUCCACCAGCCAGUGACGUCAUCUAGAGCGCCCCAAUUACCCACCGAAGACGACCUCAAACAAACAUCCAAUUUACCUCAAAACCAAGGCUCGCCAAUCAGCGGCAUCCUCAAAGGAGGCCGGCUCUGGAAACAGGAAACUAAAAAUUUCGAUUCAAAUAUCGUGUCGUCAGAUUCGAUGACGUCAGACGACGAAUCAAACAACAAGCGCUCAGUGCGGUUUAUCGAGUCGGAACGUGCAAUCUGCGAUGGUGCGCCCGAGAGCAGUCCAGAUGAGGAACUGCCCAAAGAGUCACCGAAACGCGAAACUUACAUCGGUGCUACGUCACCUGACGUCACGCCCCCCGAAAUGACGUUGACAUUUAAGCUAGGCAAUCACGUGCUGAUUUCUAAUAACAGCUUAAAACCGAACUCUGCUGUGCGGCAAUUGUUCCCUUGCACCAAAAAUCUAGGGGAAGAAGAGAAAAAUAAUCAACAGUAUCUGGUCACUUCGGAAUCGUUGCGUGCGUUCGAAGAAGCCAAACGCGCCAAACUGCCUCAGAUAAUCCAGAGUGGCGAAACUGAUGAUACGAUUAAACGAGCGAUUGAACGCAACACGCUGCGUCGAUCUUUGAUCCGGUACGAGCCGCGCAGCAAAAAGCAGCCGUACAAAAGCGACAAUUCACUGGUGGAACGGAUCAAGCAGUUGACUUGUGACGUCGACACCGGUGCUGCUAAUAGAACAGAUCAAAAUCAAGGUUCUUUGGAAUCGGGUGAAGUUGGCGAUGACGUUUUGGACAUUAGCAGAUCGAGUCCGCCAGGUGAAGAAGCACGAAAUUCACCAGAUGUCAACUCGUUAAGUGCCAACAAACCUCCGGACAAGAGUUUUUCGCCUUCGUCUUCCAGUACGACUUCGAGCAGUUCGAUGUCGGCCAAUCAAAAUUAUCAGCAGGCAAGGAAGUUGUCAGGUGCAAACGACCAUCAAACCCUAAUGGUGGACUUGAAACGGGCCGAAACGGUGCCGGAUAUUCAGAACAAUUACCGAAGGGAGAUGAAACCUUUGCCCGAUAUUGGCGGUCCGCAUAAUCACGAUCCAUCCGAACCGCUCCGAUCCAACCCGGAACUCGGCCAUUGCCCGAUCACCAAUAAAAUGUCAACUGCAUCAAACACUAGCGAAUCACGACGUCAGUUUUUGGCACCGUUGACAGCUUGCGUCACUAUGAGCGUGGCUCACACUGACGACUACUAUUAUCAACUGAGUAACAACCAGUACUACCCUGGCGAUCGGAUUUCGGUGGCAAGUUCAGGUACUGAGUACAGCUUGGAGGACAUUGAUGACGGACUACGGCACGAGGAUGAGGAACGCAAAAGAAUCGCACCGGAUGUACUUGUUGGGACGCCAUCUGCAUCCGAGUCCGGUGAUGAACUCGCAAUGUUUGUGCAACAAGAUGCCGGCAGAAUGGAGCGGAUCAAGAAAAAAUAUCAGCCAGUGGACAAUAAUAAAAAAUGCGACGACGAAGACGAUGAACAUGACGAUUACGGGUUCAAUAGGAGGCCCAAUGUGCGCGGCAUUAAACCUCGAUUCAGUACCACUACUGAAAUAUUGCAACAAAUUCAAAAUCAGCUACAACCGCCCGCACCGCCAUCUACACGGGUUGCCUGGCCUCCAUACUAUUCGGAAAACAAUCCAACUGACAAUAAACAACAACCGAAAACAUCUACUGGUAACUACGCAUACGUCACUGUAACCGACAAUGACGUAAAAACGCGCAUUUACCCGCCACAACAAUAUCGACCAACCUCAUUGCAACAAGAAGAGAGUAUGUAUCAGAACUGUGCCAAUCAAAGAUGCGUUUCUAGAGAAGUUUAUCAGAGACCAAAUUCCGAGGUUUAUUCUUCCGUAAUCAGAAUGGGCAACGAUUGCUACCAAUCGUUACCGGUGAACAGGCAACGUCACGAUCGCCCCCACUCGCCGCCGCCCAUGGACAUGUCAAAACAGUACCACCAAACCAUGGUCUAUAUCCCGUACAAUCACAUCGACGGGUACCAACCGGUCCAGUACUACCACAGCGAUUACGUAGCCCGAGUGUCCAAUCAAAAUCAGAUAAACAAACGCUACGUCGAACCUGUUUAUCAGUCAAGAGUUGCCGCGCAGGCGCACCAUCACCAUCUUGAAGAGCAUCAUUAUAAUCCCAAAGUAAAUAGGAUUCCUUAUAAUAAUGGACAAAUUCCAGUGGUGCAACAUGUAAUGGCAGGUGGCAGGAGUGAAUCACCGUUACCAGGUCAAUUCUCCACUGCGCGUUCGACGCAAACUCCUGCGGCAACGGUGGGUACUUGCGGCGCUUAUUACCCCGCACCGCCGCGUUACCGGCCGGUAUACCAACAACCGGGCGACCAAUCAAACUACGCCAAACUCACCAACCGACACAGUUUUCCUAGAUACCCGCCCGCUGACAGUAUUUCGUUGACAGAUAGCGACAGUCAGCACAGCGCUAGUGGGUCGCUGCAAAACGGCUACCGGCAAUCGGAUUUGACGUUGUACGCGUCCAAAGACUCGCCUACUAAGCCUCGGUUUAUAGAGCGUGGGGUGCCAGAGGGCGCUGCUAGCGUUUCACCACAAGACGUAUCCGGUGUGGUGACGUCGCCUCAAAAUCCAGAAGUGCCGACCAAUCAGAAGGCAAUGUUUUACGCCAUGAACGUCUGAAUUGGGAAUUUUCUAUUUGAGGUUUAAGGCUGUUUUUGUGAUGCACACAAGAGGAAAAUUUGUUGAAACAUUACAGUUGUCAUUUAUUGUCUCUCUUCUAAAGGGGUGCUGCAAUAUGUGUCUAACAAAGAAAGAAAUCUAUUGUAAAUAUCUCGUGUACCAAAAAAAAAUUAGUAAUUUACUUCUUGUAGGUUAUAAUAACCGUUAUUAUUGCACUUUUCUCAAUUUUAGCUCGCUAAUGGCGAAUUUUGAAAAGUGCGCCCUCUGUUGGCAGAAAGAUUGAUUGAUAAUACAUGUUUUAUUGAUAGUUAACGUUUAAAUAUUGAAAAAAUGCGUGUACUUACUUGAAAAACUGUUACAUUUAUUUGAAUUAUGUAUUACAAUAUUUUAGUGACGUCACGUUAUAAAACUGUCAUCAAAAUGACUUCUAUUUAUUAUGAUUAGGGCUAAUACUAUAACUUCACUUGUCAUAAUUUAUGUUUGACGUAUUGAUAUUACGAUUAUGACGUCACCAACAGUACACCUCUGUACUUUUUUUUAUUGUGUUUUGAUGUGCUUUUUUUUUACCAAAAAGUAGCUUCUUUUGGGUUUUUCUUCUUUUAAAUAAUAUAAAGUUGUUUAGGAAAAGUAAGUAGUUAUUGACAUUGUUGCCAAAUAAAUUUAAAAAAAUUGAAGAGAUUCCAAUAAUACCAAAGUAUUAAUAGGAUUAGGGUAAGAUUUAAGUGUUGAUUGACCAAAUAAUAAAAUUUAAAAAAAAAUAUAUAUUAAUUUUUGUUGAUCUGAUGUUUAUAGAUAAAUAUUUAUUUUUUUCUGUUAUUUGAUUGAAUCUCAAUAUAUUAUAUACACAGGGUGAUCUAAUUUUUUUUCUUCAAAUCAACAAUGUAUAUGUGAUUAUAUUGAAAUUAAUAAGUAGAGAAAAAUUACACAAUAUUUUAUUGUAGAAAUUAUAAUACAAUAUAUCAGUAUUUAUUGAAGAAAAAAUACAAAGUGAGAAUUUAGAAGAAAAAAAAAAACGGUCUAAAUGUAAUUUUUGUAUUAAAUAAAAUAAUAUAGAAAAAAUUAUAUACAGUAGUAGAAUAAUUGCAAGGGAUUUGUGAAUUGAUUUUAUUUUUGGGGAAUUUCAAAGGAUAUUGACAACACUGUUUAAGUUUAUUAUUAUUUAGUAUUUUGUACAAGUAGGCCAAAUAUUUAUUUGUAAAACCCUUU
Ceutorhynchus assimilis (cabbage seed weevil) is the source of this 6032-nucleotide messenger RNA. Lineage: Eukaryota; Metazoa; Arthropoda; Insecta; Coleoptera; Curculionidae. The record is from the annotation of a GenBank genome assembly.